UCGCCUCUGGAGGAAAGCUGCGUACUAGAUCACCACCACUAGUCAAGUUCGCAGUAGCUCCGCAAAAUAAGACUGGACUUGAGCUCUUUCCCGAGGAUGAAGAAAAAGUCACUGUGCUAUAAAUUGGAUUGGUUUAGAGACGCUAAUUGAAGUAUAUUUUUGCAAAUGGUGUUUGCCUUCUGGUAUUCCUACUGUUCAAAUGCGAUGUUUAUGUGACUACUUGGAGGCUAAUUUAACUAGCUAACGAUGGCAGCGGUAUGGACAUCCGGGCCACAGCACCGUGAUUCUAUUAUUGUCGGUUUACUGUGAUACCAUCAAAACCGUUAACGUUAUAACAAAUAUUUUACCACAUUUUAUGAGUCCUGGUCACGGGGUGAAGUGAGAGGAAAUGUCUAACCAAGGAGCGAGGAGAAAUGGACCAGUGAAGUUGCGUUUAACAGUGCUCUGUGCGAAGAACCUGGCCAAGAAAGACUUCUUCCGACUCCCAGAUCCUUUUGCCAAGGUGGUGGUGGAUGGCUCGGGACAGUGCCACUCGACAGACACUGUCAGGAACACGCUCGACCCCAAGUGGAAUCAGCACUAUGACCUAUACAUCGGGAAGUCGGACUCCAUCACCAUCAGUGUCUGGAACCACAAGAAAAUCCAUAAGAAGCAAGGCGCUGGGUUUCUGGGCUGUGUACGUCUGCUGUCCAACUCCAUCAACCGCCUCAAAGACACUGGCUACCAGAGACUGGACCUCAACAAGCUGAGUCCCAAUGACAGUGACACGGUCAGGGGGCAAAUAGUCAUGAGCCUGCAGUCCAGAGACCGGAUAGGCUCGGGAGGCCCCGUGGUGGACUGCAGCCGCUUGUUCGACAACGACCUUCCUGAUGGAUGGGAAGAGAGGAGGACCGCAUCCGGUCGAAUCCAGUACCUAAACCAUAUCACACGUAGCACACAGUGGGAGAGGCCCACCAGGCCGGCGUCGGAGUACUCCAGCCCCGGGCGGCCACUCAGCUGCCUGGUGGAUGAGAACACUCCAAUCAUGACACCCAACGGCGCGGCAGGGGUGCAGGGUGGGAACCUGCGGGUGCAGGAGCGCCGCGUCCGCUCCCAGAGGCACCGCAACUACAUGAGCCGGACGCACCUGCACACGCCACCCGACCUGCCCGAGGGCUACGAGCAGCGCACUACUCAGCAGGGUCAGGUCUACUUCCUGCACACGCAGACCGGCGUCAGCACCUGGCAUGACCCACGGGUGCCCAGGGACCUGAGUAAUGUGAACUGUGAGGAGCUGGGGCCUCUCCCACCAGGCUGGGAGAUUCGGAACACGGCCACCGGACGGGUCUACUUUGUGGACCACAACAACCGCACCACGCAGUUCACAGACCCGCGACUCUCCGCCAACCUCCACCUAGUGCUCAACCCAAGUGCUAAUGGUUCCCGUGCCACGCCUGAUGGUCCGAACAGUCGUCCUCCCCAGCUGAAGGAGCAGACCCAGCAGGUGCUGGUGUGUGCAGGGCAGCUGCCUGAGGACCCGGAGUGCCUGACGGUGCCGCGCUACAAGCGGGACCUGGUGCAGAAGCUGAAGGUGCUGAGGCAGGAGCUGUCCCAGCAGCAGCCCCAGGCCGGACACUGCCGCAUCGAAGUGUCGCGUGAGGAGAUCUUCGAGGAGUCCUACCGCCAGGUGAUGAAGAUGAGACCCAAGGACUUGUGGAAGAGACUGAUGGUCAAGUUCCGUGGAGAAGAAGGACUGGACUAUGGGGGAGUAGCCAGGGAGUGGCUGUAUCUGCUAUCCCAUGAGAUGCUGAAUCCAUACUACGGCCUGUUCCAGUACUCACGGGACGACAUCUACACCCUGCAGAUCAACCCGGACUCAGCGGUCAACCCUGAGCACCUGUCCUACUUCCACUUUGUGGGGCGGAUCAUGGGCAUGGCGGUGUUCCACGGCCACUACAUCGACGGCGGCUUCACGCUGCCUUUCUACAAGCAGCUGCUGGGCAAGCCCAUCACCCUGGACGACAUGGAGUCCGUGGACCCCGACCUGCACAACAGUCUGGUCUGGAUCCUGGACAAUGAUAUCACAGGGGUGCUGGACCACACCUUUUGCGUUGAGCACAACGCAUACGGCGAGAUCAUUCAGCAUGAGCUCAAGCCUAACGGCAAGAACAUUCCCGUCAACCAGGAUAACAAGAAGGAAUACGUCAGGCUGUAUGUGAACUGGCGUUUCUUGCGAGGCAUUGAGGCUCAGUUCCUGGCGCUUCAGAAGGGCUUCAAUGAGGUCAUCCCCCAGCACCUGCUCAAAGCCUUUGAUGAGAAAGAGUUGGAGCUCAUUGUGUGUGGUCUGGGUAAGAUAGACAUUAACGACUGGAAGUCGAACACCCGUCUGAAGCACUGCACGCCAGACAGCAACAGUGUGAAGUGGUUUUGGCGGGCCGUGGAGUCCUAUGACGAGGAGCGGCGUGCGCGGCUUCUGCAGUUCGUCACCGGCUCCUCUCGAGUCCCCCUGCAGGGUUUCAAGGCCCUCCAAGGGGCUGCUGGGCCAAGACUGUUUACUAUUCAUCAGAUUGAUGCCAGCACAAAUAACCUGCCCAAAGCUCACACCUGCUUCAACCGGAUUGACAUCCCUCCAUACGAAAACUAUGACAAGCUGUACGACAAGCUUCUCACUGCCAUCGAGGAGACCUGUGGCUUUGCUGUGGAGUGAUUUGCUGAGCGACCAGUGAACAUUCGCCGGUCACGUGUAAUCCAGAGCGAUGGGGCUGUGGGACAUGCAGUCCCGCCACACCCCGUCAAUGGGGCAUCCACACUCCAGACGAACCACCACAGGUCCCAGAAGCAGGCGAAAGGCUGCGUCCAAUGAGAACAUCAUGGAACCUGGCAGAACACGGAACACACAGUCCUCCCUGGGGAUUCGGCAUCCUUUUUAUCUUUUAUUCAAAAAACAGUUUCUAGCUGCUAGUAACUCUUCUCUCUCUUGAUAAGGACGCUCUCAAAACUCUUCCUGUGUUUUUCUUGUUUUGUUUUGAAGUACAUUUGUUUUUUUCUACCGUUUCAAAUAUGUGGACGGCUUUUUCAUGUAGCAUGUUUAAAACGGACCCACCAAACAAGAGCCCCCCCAGCUCCUCUGCUGCUCACGCAGUGUUGCAUAAGCUAAAACCCCACAGCACUACUGCUCCUAUGGACUCUUCCACCCCCCACACAUGCCCAGAAGCAAAGCCCCACCCAGGACACUUUGGACCUGUUGGCUAGCCUGCACAGCCACCCCACACACCCCCUCGCUGGUGGUGAUGACAGCUGAACUUGGGCCCUGAUAUUAGGCCUUGGAACACUUUUUGAGGCCUGGAGGCAAAGAUGAGUGGCCAGUGGACGGAGUUCACCUGGCUGUCACCUAAGCUGGAUUCUUCUUCCCACAUCAUACUCCUGCGCUCUCUCUCUUCUCUCUCAAUAUUUUCUUCUGUCCAUUCACCCCGCUCUCUUUCUCUGUCCUCUGUGAAGUACCUGACCCAUACCCCACCACCCCCAGAGACACGUUUGUCAACAUGUAUGAUGAGAUAUAAGCUCCUUUAAAAAAAUGAAUGUAUGGGUGAGAGAGUGAAUGAAUGACUAUACAUAGUUAUUUUUAUACAGUGGAUUGGGAAGGGGGUAAAGGAAUAAUUAUAGAUGUAUAAAUUAUUACCAUUAUACCCCCAAAACCUUGUGUUGUUGUUUUGUUAAAAGAAAAAAAGAAGAAAAAACCCUUUUUUUUAAAUGCUUAUAUAGUGUAACAAUUUCGAGGAAUACACUCAAUACAUAUAGUUAAUCUUUGGAAACAUAUUUUUAAGUUUUUUUGCAAGCAUGGAACCCCUCCAAAAAUUGUUGGGUUAAGUUAAGAAACGGAAUAGAAGAAAAAAAGCAGAAUGUUGAAAAUAAUGAAUAACGAGUCAAUAACUACAGUAUUUGGCAGUCAUUUUCUACAGUGCCAUAGUGUGUUUGGAAUGGCCUUUGAAGGGGACAUCAACCUGUAGAGAUGUUGUAUACAUACAUGUGCAGAGAGAUGUUUGUGAUGGUUUUGUGUGGGACUGGCUGAAGGCUAUCUGGUGGUGUAAUCCCUGUGCGGCAUUGCAGUGGAGAUCCUUAGUCCUGAUGCUCUUUGCCUGAAGUUCUGCAGCUCAUAUCACUCAGUAUCUUGAUGUUUUAUGUCUGGAAAUGGCCACUGUUGUGUAUCUGUUCAAUGAAGGCCUCCUGCAUACACACAGUAUGUAUGUGGCAUGUGCCACCUGACUGUGUUCCUGCUGUAACUCGAGCAGUGUAGCCUAAUUACACAGACAGUGCAGACCCUUCACCAACAGGGCAUUCGUCCUAUAUACUUGGCACAGAGGCUGCCUUUGUAAAAGCCACUGAAGUGUUGUCAUUGAGCCUGGCAUGGAACUCAAUUGAGAGUGUACUGUUGUGUGUUUGGAAAGAACAGGGUUUUCCAAUCACUGCCAACAGACUGUUGUGGUCUUCAAUAAGCAGCAUUUCAAGUCGGAAACAGACAUGAGUGGUAACCUCACAAGUGUAUUUGUUCCAAUCCUUGAAAAGAGGCCAGAAAUUCCAGACUGCCAUUAAUUGCAGGUUGCCAUUUUUCCUGCCAUGUUUCACAUAAAACAUUUUGUUUUUCUGUGAAUUUUUGAAGCAUAAAAAAAUUGAUGCAGACAUCACUGAAGCUCUUAAAUCUGUAUUAUAAAUGGGACAGACAACAGCUCCUAUCUCCAUUAGAAUAAAGUAAGACUAAUGUAUUUAUUUUCUCGUAUACAUACAUGGUUGAAUGUUGUGGAAUUGUUGCCUGUCUAUAACAAUUUGUUUAUUAUCACAGAUUCUUCUAAAGGUUUGUAUACACUCAAAAAUUAUGCAUCUUCUUGCCCUUUUUUUAGACGAGUGUAUUCAAGUUGAAACUGUUUCGAAACCUCUGGAUUUAUAAAUGUGGAAGUGUUCUGAGAUGGUGCUUUGUACAGUUAUAGGAGAUUUUGUUCAUAUGUGGAUCACAGAAUCUGUAAUUUAUCUUUAACUUAAAUAGAGAUAUACAAAAAAAAACAUUUUGCACACAUUCAGACUUGGCUGUAAAUAAUAUGCGACUUCUUGUUAACAAAUGGUAUGUAGACUUCAUCAUUUUAUAUUAAUUUUCAUGUAUGUCCAGUGCACAGAAACAGAUCUAUUUUUAUUUUUCAGUAAUAUUUUCUUUUUGCAUCAUACAUAAUACAGCUGCCUCUUCAGUGGCACUAUUCUUAACAAAUCAUAAACUAGCAUGAUACACUUGCAGGAUGCUUAAUCUCAUAUAGUUGACUGGUGCAAUUUGUUGUACGUAACACACUAUCAUUUUUGUAAGAGUAUUUUAUUUUUGUGUGUAUUUAGUUUUAAUUAAACUUGCCUUUGUCUUGGGUGUAAGGCACAUUUUA
Alosa sapidissima (American shad) is the source of this 5396-nucleotide messenger RNA. RefSeq names its product SMAD specific E3 ubiquitin protein ligase 2 (gene smurf2). The record is from RefSeq and is a predicted model, not a curated record. Gene Ontology annotation, biological process: negative regulation of BMP signaling pathway; ubiquitin-dependent protein catabolic process. Gene Ontology annotation, molecular function: ubiquitin protein ligase activity; protein binding. Lineage: Eukaryota; Metazoa; Chordata; Actinopteri; Clupeiformes; Clupeidae. The transcript is spliced from 20 exons. Bases 389 to 2686 code for a protein of 765 amino acids.